Molecule: messenger RNA, 639 nt
Organism: Carya illinoinensis
Lineage: Eukaryota; Viridiplantae; Streptophyta; Magnoliopsida; Fagales; Juglandaceae
Exons: 1
Coding region: 1-639 (212 amino acids)
Source: RefSeq, a predicted model, not a curated record
AUGGGGGGCAAAAUCUGCAUCUUUUGGUCUCAGGAGUUGAAGUUUGAGGUGUCCCAUAUGUCUGACCAACUUAUAUCAGGAAUUUUUAUUUCGAUGGAGCAAAGUUUAUUGGUUUCUUUUGUUUAUGCAAAAUGUCGUCAAUCUGAAUGCCAGGAGCAUUGGAAGGAUCUGGAGCUUGUCCAAAAGGAGGAGGUUCUGUGGCUAGUGGCAGGAGACUUUAAUAUUAUUUGGUCAGACGCCAAACGUAUAGGUGGGAAUCCGAGGCCUCUAUCGGCUAUGGAAGAUUUUAAUUGUUGUUUGGAUAAUUGUGGCCUUAUGGAACUUGGUGUAAAUGGUGGAAAAAUGUCCUUGUGCAAUGGACAUAAUGGGGCAACCAGAAGCUGGGCAAAGUUGGAUCGAGCACUAUCGAAUGCGAAUUUCCUUCAACGCUUUCCUACUGCACAGUUUGAGUAUGGCAAAAGGAAGUCUUCGGAUUAUAAUCCAAUGAUCAUUUGCCCAUCACCCUUUCACUUUCAAAAUAUGUGGUGCACGCACCCUUCCUUUCUGGAAUGCAUUGAGGGUGCAUGGAGGGAGGAUGCGCAUGGAACGAGGCUGAUUCGAUUAGCGGAAAAGUUGAAAAGAACAAAAGUGGCAAUUUAG